AUGAUGAUAUUCAAGACACAAAAAAAAUUUAGUAAUGAUUGAGUGAGUGAUUUGAAGUUGGAGUUUCCCUAUUAUAUACGUACGACUGCCACCAUUGUCUGUACCAUUGUGUUGAUAAUGGGUACCACAGGUAACCUACUGGUGCCCAUCGUUGUCAUUAAGACCAAAGAGCUACGAAACUCAACAAAUUUGUUUCUCAUAAAUCUCAGUAUAGCUGAUCUGCUCGUAUUAAUUGUUUGUAUGCCUACGGUUCUCAUUGAAUUACAUACUAAACCAGAGAUCUGGCAUUUGGGUGAAUGGAUGUGCAAAGCGGUUCCGUUUGUCGAACUAGUCGUAGCUCACGGUUCUAUACUUACAAUACUUGCCAUCUCUUUUGAAAGAUAUUACGCAAUUUGUAAGCCACUGAAAGCUGGCUAUAAGUGCACAAUUCGUCGGGCGGUCAUCAUUAUCGGUGUCCUAUGGAGUGUGGCUUUUGUGGCCACUAUUCCGGUGCUAUUCGGCACAGAGCUAUCACAGGCGCGCUAUGUGGACAAUAGUGUCGUAUCGGUGUGUCUGACCAAUGCCAACACCGAUUGGCAAAAGAUCUACUAUUUUUUGACGAUGACUGCAUUUUUCUGGUUACCGUUAUGUGUAUUGCUUGUCAUCUACUGUAUUAUAACCAAACGGCUGAUCCUCGACGACCGUAUCGACAGCACUUCCGGUCGAAUCACAUGCAAUGCAGAGCACAUCCAAAUGCGAGCCCGACGUCAGGUUGUGCUUAUGUUGGCCGCCGUAGUCAUCUGUUUCUUCAUAUGUUUGCUACCAUUCCGUGUGUUUACUCUAUGGAUGAUAUUCACUACCGAAGAUCCGAUUAGUCAGCUAUCGAUGGAAUCGUUUUAUAAUAUAUUAUACUUCUGUCGCGUCUUAUUAUAUGUCAACUCAAUGCUGAAUCCGUGUCUGUAUGCAGUUGUCAGCUCCAAGUUUAGGGAAGCCUUUAUGAUUGUGCUGUGCUGUCAACGCAAGAAUCGCCAAUUGAUCCGACACUCGACGUUCAAUACGACCAACAGCUCUGUAGUGUUGAGUUCAUUGAAGAACAGUCUCAACAGCGGAACCAAUGGUGGCAACCAAUGUAGUGGCGUCGGUGGCGGCGCCAUUUCCGCGACAAAUAUGAACAAUAACGGUGGCACCAAUAGCUGUGCAACCAUUACCAAUGCCACUGUCCAUCAGCAGACGUCAAGUCAGGAAACACCUCUUAUGGCGUACACAUCCGUCAGGAAUCCACUGUUUGAGCCGCGAAUCGACGGCCCGACUAUUAAACAACUUCUCGACGAUUUAGCCGACGAUAACAUUGAUAUUCGCGUCAAAUACCAGUCCAUAGAUAUAGACAGUCAGUCACUUUUGAAAGGAACUCCAGCUGAGGAAAGUUGUGUAUAA
Oppia nitens is the source of this 1413-nucleotide messenger RNA. RefSeq names its product growth hormone secretagogue receptor type 1-like. The record is from RefSeq and is a predicted model, not a curated record. Gene Ontology annotation, biological process: G protein-coupled receptor signaling pathway. Gene Ontology annotation, cellular component: plasma membrane. The transcript is spliced from 6 exons. Gene Ontology annotation, molecular function: G protein-coupled receptor activity. NCBI's taxonomy places the organism in Eukaryota, Metazoa, Arthropoda, Arachnida, Sarcoptiformes, Oppiidae.